Macrosiphum euphorbiae (potato aphid) is the source of this 201-nucleotide messenger RNA. The record is from the annotation of a GenBank genome assembly. NCBI's taxonomy places the organism in Eukaryota, Metazoa, Arthropoda, Insecta, Hemiptera, Aphididae.
AUGCCACAGUCAUCACUAUUCCGAAGCCUGGCAAGGACUUAUCCAACCCUGUCAACCAUCGUCCAAUUUCUCUGCUUAACACGAUGUCAAAAGUCCUGGAGAAACUUUUGCUCAUCAGACUCAAAACCCACACCUCCUCCAAAAUUCGACCCGAUCAACAUGGCUUCAGAACUUCUCACAGCACAUCAACUCAACUUCUAA